CAAAGACCAGAGCCAGCCAUAGGGCACCUACAGCUCACUGACUACUGAAGGCUCACACAGACGCCACCACUCAGCUCUCAGCUCCUCGGCAGAGGUGUUAAUCUGGAGGGUCUAUCACGCCCUCCUUCCCACUGGGGUCCUAUCUCUCAGGAUGAUUCCCAAGGAUCAAAAGAGGGCAGAGAUAACAGCCAUGGGGGACCUUGAUGAAGCAGUCCCUUUGCUGAACCUGGGCAAGAAGCUGAGCGUUCCCCAGGACUUGAUGAUGGAGGAGUUGUCACUACGCAACAAUCGAGGAUCUCUUCUCUUCCAGAAGAGGCAGCAAAGAGUGCAGAGAUUCACAUAUGAGUUUUCGGACAGCCAGCAGGCGAUGGUGGCCAGAAGCAAUGAGGAGCAGGUGACUGGAGCCGCGGAUUCCCGCAAUGUUGCCAACGGCCCCGGGAGGCAGAACUACAGCUCCCAGCUGCAGGUCCUCGCCGCCCCGGCCGGAGACCCCGAGCACGCUCCCGCAGCCAGCGCAGAGGGGCGCGCCCGUGGGCCCAGCGCCCUUGCGCCUGGCUACGCAGAGCCCCUGAGGGACGUCCCACCAGAGAAGUUCAACCACACGGCCAUCCCCAAGGGCUACCGCUGCCCAUGGCAGGAGUUGGGCAGCUCCCCAGAUUACAGGGUGGACAGUGGAUGUCACACCCCCAGCCUCACCGAGUACCGAAAUUUCAACAAGACCCCGGUGCCCUUUGGAGGACUCCUGGUGGAGGAUCCCAGUGCCAGAGCUGGCACCCUCUUCCUCCCAGAGCUCACAAGUGGCUUGGACCUCCUUCGCCUCAGACCCAACUUCAACAGAGUGGCCCAGGGCUGGGUCCGCCAGCUCCCGGAAUCCGAGGAGCUAUAAACCUUACUGAAGCUUUUAAUCCCCCAGUCUUACUAGAGUGCGGUAACACCUGACACCAGGACUUGUGAACAGCAGAUCACAGUGUGUGGAGGACCUUCCACACAAAAUCUGAUUGCAGAUAGCCUCAAAACUCACACAGAGCCUCUAUCCCCAUGGGGGUGUACUUUUCAAAUGAUCUGGGGACAUUGUUCCUCCACAACUGUCUAACACGCCUGAUUUGCAGCCUCAGAAUCUUCCGAGCUGGAAACAUUGUUCCCAGGCAGUGUUCAUGUUGCUUGUCCUUGGCUUGUGUCUGUAGGAAUCCAAACCAUCAAUGGAAUGGACACCCACUCCUGGCUGUUCAGGCAUUCCUGUUUAUACUCACUGCCCAACACAGCAAGCUCAUUUACCUGUGGAAAAGUCUGAUAACCCAAGAGCUUCUCCUUUUGUGGAGAUGUAGUUCAUGUUUGUCUCUUCCUUUGGUCAGUGUUUUCUUGGUACCCACUGUGUGUUGGACUCUAUCCCAGCCCCUGGAAGAGAGCCCUGUUAUGGAGGAGAAACAGAACAAGGAAAACAGAUUUGUAAAGCCUGAUAACUGAUAAGGAAGGAAUCAAGUGCUCUGAAACAGAAGGGGGUGGGGAGCAUUUCCCAACCCCAAGGUGGGGUGUAACUCUAGGAAGCUUCCCAGAGGGUCUGAGAAGGAUCUGGGAGUAGGAGUGAGAGUUUGUAUAGGUAGGGAAGACGGGGUGAUGGAGAGUGGACCAACAUGUGCAUGGUCAAGAUGUGGCAUGGUCGUAGAUGUGGAGAGUUCUGGAAAAGGAAGUGGGCUGGGUUAUAGGGGUCAGGGAGGGCCAGAGUGGGGUGAGCUCUAAGGAAAUGGAGUAAGAUGGCUGUGGUACUAGGGGUACAGACUGGAGAGGAGUGAGGCCGGAAUGCAGGGACAAGGCUUGCUACUAGGAUGGAAAGAUGGACAGUUUUCUGGGCAUCUUAUAGGAGAGGUACCAAAGGGGCACUUGGAAGAACUCUCUUCCAUCUCCUUUGUUCACCACCCUAAGUGGAUCCCAGGGUAGGUUGGGCCCCAGAUUCUACCAGCAGUUCCAGGCUCUGGUUAGGUUUCUCAGGAAAAGGAGAGGAAGGGAGGACUCUUUGUGCAGGUGGUGAUGGUAAUGAUGGUAAGGUUGAUGGCUGUGUUUUAUUGGGAGCCUCAGUGACUGUUUUUCUGUAUAUCUUAUUGUUCAUUUAUCAUAUGAUCCCAGAAGGGUGGGAUUGUCCCAGCUUACCCACAUGGUUAUCCAGGCCCAGAAGAGGGAAGUUGUUGGUAUGCUUCUAAUUCGGCUUCUAAAACCCCUUCUGUUUCAUUGGUUUACUCCCGCCUGAUUAACAUUGUAUUCUAUUUACAUAACCACUGUUAACUAAGCACCACCCUGCCUCCAGGGCAUUGGCUUAAUCCCCACUGGUUCACGAUGUCUUUUUGCUCCCCCCCCUCUCCUUGUCACACCCUGAUUUUCACCAACCUCUUUUCGCUCCACCCUCUCUAUGUCACAUCCUAUUUCCACCCUACUUGGCGAGUAUAUAUAAGGACAGGAUUGUGAUUAGGUAUAGCUUAGCUUAGUUUGUGCUGCGUUCCACAUGAAUAAAGUCUGAACU
Molecule: messenger RNA, 2512 nt
Organism: Erinaceus europaeus (western European hedgehog)
Lineage: Eukaryota; Metazoa; Chordata; Mammalia; Eulipotyphla; Erinaceidae
Gene: MYOZ3
Product: myozenin 3
Exons: 7
Coding region: 152-886 (244 amino acids)
Cellular component (GO): Z disc; actin cytoskeleton
Molecular function (GO): actin binding; FATZ binding; telethonin binding
Source: RefSeq, a predicted model, not a curated record